Molecule: messenger RNA, 827 nt
Organism: Cicer arietinum (chickpea)
Lineage: Eukaryota; Viridiplantae; Streptophyta; Magnoliopsida; Fabales; Fabaceae
Product: agamous-like MADS-box protein AGL80
Biological process (GO): positive regulation of transcription by RNA polymerase II
Molecular function (GO): protein dimerization activity; DNA-binding transcription factor activity, RNA polymerase II-specific; RNA polymerase II cis-regulatory region sequence-specific DNA binding
Source: RefSeq, a predicted model, not a curated record
UCUUAUCUAUAUAAGCAUAACUGGAUCGAGUAAUAAGAUAAGCAUUACAAACAUCAUCAGAGAAUUUCCUUCUUUCUGUUUUGUGAUCAUCAUCACUUCCAUGGAUAGGAGAAAGGUGAAACUUGCAUACAUAAUCAGUAACAUCAACAGGAGGGCAACAUUCAGAAAGAGAAAACAUGGUCUAUUGAAGAAGGUUAGGGAACUUUGUACCCUUUGCGGAAUAGAAGCAUGUGCAAUAAUCUAUGGUGAAAACGACACUCGAGCAGAUGUUUGGCCAUCUACAACACGAGCAAGAAGUAUAUUGUCAAGAUUCAUGAGUUUAUCCAAAGCGGAACGAAGAAAAAAGAUGGUUGAUUUGGAGGGUUUCUUGACGCAAAGCAUAGCGAAAGCGGAAGAGACGUUGAAGAAACAACGGAAUGGCAAUAAGAAGGAGGAAAUGGGCAUUAUCAUUAGCCAAUAUAUUCGUACUGGUGAAUAUAAUCUAGGUCAUGUGAAUGAGAAUUAUCUCAACGAUCUUUCGGAAUUUAUAGGUGAUAAUAUAAAGAAAAUCGAUAUGAAGAUGAAAUCUAUGGAAGAUCAAGCCCAAGAGGAAGCUGGAAAUGAAGUUGAACCUAUGAAUGAUCAAGAUGAAUGAAUCUUUAUUGUAUUUCUAGGUUGAGUAUCUCAUGUUUGAAUAUGUUUGGUCUUUAAUGUCUUAGAAAUUAUGUGUGUUUUUACAUUUGAUCUUUGUGCUUGUUUGUUUCAAAUUAGUCUUUGUUUUCUAUGUAAUGUUUACUUUUGUUGUGUUGAUGUUCAUCAAUGGAAUUAGUAGAGACUUUAUUUGUGUG